AUGGAUGUGACAAAGCAAUCGUUUAGCCAGCAUCUACCUAGACUACUAAAUGACCUGGCCGAGUCCACUUUCGUUGCCCUAGACCUAGAGUUUUCCGGAAUCGUCGCAAGACAGUCUGGCCCUAAUCCCGGAAGCGAUCUGUGGGGAGAGAAACAAACUCUUCAGGCAAGAUACGAGGAAGUUAAAUAUGCAGCUGAGACCUAUCAGGUGUUGCAAAUUGGCUUGACCUUUGCAAGGGAGGACACGGAGACUGGUCAGAGUGAUCGUGCGCGGUUGACAAAACUUUGGGAUAAGGAAGACUACCUCAACAUCCCGGAACCUUGUCCCCUAGAAAAUGGAAACACAGAAAGCCCAUUAGGAAGCUGGAGGUUCAGUCUAAACAGUUACCAAAAACGCUUGGUACAUCAGCUGGUUCGGGUAGAGUAUCCUUCGCUCGUCUCAAUCGGUCGACAAACAUUCGUACAAAUCAUUCCAUACGACAAACAGCGUGAGGAGAGCAUACGUGUUGAUAAAUCACGAGCUCUUCGAGAGCGGGUUAUCCAAAAAACGGGGUUUCGUUGGGUUGUUGAGGGCAUGGUUGGAGGUGGCCUCUCUGCAAUGGACCCAAGGGUCUUUCUUAGCUGUAUCUCUAAUUCCGCUCCAGUUAACACGAGCACGAGCGCCUUGUUGAGGUACUCUGACGACUUACAGUUGAAAUUAAAAUCAAGGCAGCCUGUGUUGGUUGGGCAUAACUUGUUCACUGACCUCAUUAACUUUUACAAAUGCUUCAUUGGGGACCUUCCGGAUCGCAUCGAAGAUUUCAAGAACGCUAUCCAUGCUUUAUUUCCCCUCGUUAUUGACACGAAAUAUAUGGCAACGCACAAUUGUUCAUCAAUGACACCCUCGUCGUCCCUGACAGAAAUUAACGACAAACUGGAGCAGAGGAGGACUCCAAGAAUACUUCUCGAUCCAGAACAUGAUAAAUAUGUUGACGAAAAGCCACUCCACGAAGCAGGUUACGAUAGCUUGCUCACAGCAAAGGUUCUGAUCAGGCUGGCUGCGGAGUUGUUGGGAGAAGGAACUAUUUCCAGCCCUUCCUCGCCUCCGAUUACUGAGUCCAUUGUUCUUGAUAGUUGGCCAAGGACGCCUCUGAAGACAACUUCAAGCAUAAGAAAACGCAUUGAAAAUAAAGGUGAAAAACUCAUAGACGUAGAUGAGCCAGAUUGCAGUGAUUCCAAGAGCUUCUCCUCAUCGACGUCGGUGAUGUCAAUUUUUAAUAGACCGCCGAUUAGGAAGGAUAAAUCAACGCCAAAACAAGCACCAGUGGAUUGGAGGACAGAGAGCGAAGUCUGUCGUAUUCGCUCCCUCUUUUCCGAACAACCUGCUGAUGGCGAAAACGGUACUCUCAAAAGCCAGCUGCUAUCUCUGGAUUCCAAUUCACCUUUCCGAAAACUUCGAGAGAAGGCCGUGAGUCAACGGAAGAGACAAAAUUCAAGACUAAUUCCUCCAUUUUCCGAUGAUUUUUGGGAUUCUUACGGAAACAAACUUCGAGUUUUUGGGACACUGGAAGAAAUAUGUGACUUGAAUUAA
Molecule: messenger RNA, 1569 nt
Organism: Histoplasma capsulatum G186AR
Lineage: Eukaryota; Fungi; Ascomycota; Eurotiomycetes; Onygenales; Ajellomycetaceae
Exons: 3
Coding region: 1-1569 (522 amino acids)
Biological process (GO): nuclear-transcribed mRNA poly(A) tail shortening
Cellular component (GO): cytoplasm
Molecular function (GO): RNA binding; poly(A)-specific ribonuclease activity
Source: RefSeq, a predicted model, not a curated record